Molecule: messenger RNA, 3771 nt
Organism: Leptopilina heterotoma
Lineage: Eukaryota; Metazoa; Arthropoda; Insecta; Hymenoptera; Figitidae
Gene: fmt
Product: serine/threonine-protein phosphatase 6 regulatory subunit 3
Exons: 18
Coding region: 249-2807 (852 amino acids)
Cellular component (GO): nucleus; cytosol
Molecular function (GO): protein phosphatase regulator activity; protein phosphatase binding
Source: RefSeq, a predicted model, not a curated record
AAUUGGAACAAGCAUCAGACCGUCAGAGGACGUUUUAUUUUUUCUUGUCAUAUAUAUUAUAACUUGUGUAAAAAAAGUGACGUUUUGGAGUGGAGAAUUCAUAAAUGGACUGUAUUGUAACAUUUUCAUUAUAGUGCGUUUCAAACUCCAAUUCUGUGACCCUUUGAAGUGCAACUCACAUCCUUGUUACAAAACAACAAAAGGUUUCAAACGUUAAUGUAGUUAUAUUAUAAAUACACAAAUUCAAUAUGUUUUGGGCGAGUGCAUAUGUGUCAUCUCCUCAAGUUGAGGCUUUAUUAAGUAAACAGGAUUUUACCUUGUAUGAAUUAAUGGAUAUCGACGAUAUUCUACAAGAAUGCAAAAGUCAAAAUAAGAAGCUAAUUGAAUUUAUAACGAGACCAGAUAUAAUGAAAGAAUUGGUUACGUUAACAACAAAGGAGCCUCCACUUGAAUUAGAAGAACGUAGACGUUAUAAAUAUCCAAACGUUGCGUGUGAACUUCUCACUUGUGAUUUGCCAACAGUAAAUGAGAAAUUAGCAGGUGAUGAGGAUCUUUUAUCGAAACUGUAUUCAUUUAUAGACACGGAAGAGCCUUUAAAUCCUCUGCUAGCCUCAUUUUUCAGUAGAACCAUCGGUGUGUUAGUAUCAAGAGCGACUGAUCAGAAUUGGUAUUCCUAUCAGUUCACUUGCCUACAAUUCUUAGAAUUUUUGAAAAGUCGUCAACGUUGCGUAGAAUUACUUUUACACCAUUUAGAAACAUCAGCAAUUAUGGACUUACUAUUGAAACUCGUCACUCAAGUGGAAGGAAGUGACAUGCGACAAAAUAUAUUAACCUGGUUGGAUGGCCAACAAUUGGUACAACGGUUGAUUGGAAUUCUCUCACCUGAAUCAGGUUCAAAAAAGCAUUCAAACGCAUCUCAAUUAAUCUGUGAUAUGAUUACAGAAGGACGGGAAUACAAACAUAAUUUAACUGAACGCGCCGAACCAGAUCCCAUUCUUCAAAGAUUAGAGUCAGUAGAAACAGUUGAACUAAUUUUGAAAACUAUUUUAACUGGUGAAAAAGUGGAAAGCAGCAUUAUAGGCGGAAUUCAAAUACUUAUGACUCUUUUGACACAGAAGACAAAAUGUAAUUCUUCAGAAGCUGAACGUGGUGGAAAUGGUUCUGAUGAUCUUGUUAGCAAUGAACAGUGCCAAGCAAUUAUAAAUGCCACAAUACCGUUUCUAGAAGAGCUCAAUAAACUUUUAUUAGAACCUCCUUACAAACCACCUGUAAACACAACUGUCGGAGUAUUGGAAGUUCCAUUAGGAAAUACUCGUAUUCAUGUCAUAAAAUUAUUUGUUGCUCUUUUAUCAACGGAAAAAUCAAUUGACAAAUCAAUCAGCACAUCGCCAACAAUUGAAAGAUUAAUUGAUCUUGGAACAUUCCAAAUACUUCUCGAUCUUUUCUUUAAAUAUUCAUUCAAUAAUUUUCUUCACACACAAGUACAACAAUUUUAUCAAGUUGCAAUCGAUUGGAAUAGUCCCGAUAUUAAUGAGCAUAUUUUGGAGAAUAUAUUUAUAAAAUGUAAACUAUUAGAACGAAUAAUGGAAUGUUGUAAGAAAAAUGAAGAGAAAAAAAGUGAAAAACCCAGUGUCAAAGAGGCGUACAUGGGUCAUUUAAUUGAACUCGCAAAUCAUGUGGUGGAACAGUGUGAGAAAAAUAGGGCUUUCAAUGACUUUUUCUUGUACAAAUUGCCCGAAGAAACGUUAGAUCAAUGGGUGAAUUUUGUCGCUGAACAUUUGGGCGAAAUAAACAAAAUUCAACAAAUAAUGUUGGGAGGUCCUGCUCAGGUAUACAUGUCGAAAUCAGCAGAAAAAUCUGACGUAUACGCUUAUUCGCAAGAAGUUUAUGCACAACAGGUAUAUUCUAAUUAUCAGGAACAACUAUUAGGAUCUCACUAUGUUUCAUACGCCGUUCAUGAUGAGAAAUUCAUUGAUGGCGACGAAGAUUUACAUAGUAAUACGGUCGGUCAACUUGGUACAAUAGAUUUUAUUCUCAAUGAUGAUGACCUCAGCAAAGGAGAAGAAAUGUUCAGCAAGCUUUGCUUUGAGAAACGCAUAAACUUUGGCGAAGAUAAUGAGGAAGUAAAUUGGAGUUAUGGAAACGAUUUAACUUUUCAAACAGUAUUAGACAAGGACGAUGCAAGCUCUCCUAAGAAAAGUCAUGACUCCAGUUCGUCAGAAGAAGAUGAAGGUCCCUGUGACAUGGAAAUCGAUUCAAAUGAUGCUUCAGCUUUACCACCAGUCAACCCUUGGGACGUGCCAUCAUCCGAACCAGUCGAAGAGACAGGCUGGGCAAAUUUUGAUAAUUUCGAUUUGAAAUUGAGUAUUGAUAGUGAAACAAAUGCGGAGCCAUUUGUGGCAACGUUUCCGGACAUUGUUCCAACACCAAUAACAAAUUUAGAAGAGGAAACGGUUUAUGUACAGAAAAUUAGUUUAGAAGGAAAUUUCAAUGAUUCCAAUGCGAGUGGAGAUGAAAUGACAAAUUCAACGGAAACUAAUUUAUUACAAAAGGAAAAUCUCAUUGAAAAGAAGGCACCAAUCACAACAACAACAACAACAACUUGUCUUGAUUCUGUAAAUACUCCAGAUAGUAAUGCUAAUCCGAUCACCAAUCCUGUCACAAUCAACACGCUGUCCACAACUACGGAUGUGAAGAAGGACACAAAUGAUGUUAUACAAAAUACAAUAGAGAAUGUAAAACCAUUGGAGGAGCAAAGCACCACAGACGUUGUUGAAAACUCACCAGCUGAUGAUUUGGUUUUAUAAAGAAUAAGAAAUGGGAGAAAGAAUCAAUUAAGUUUCAAGGAGAAUCUUACAAGAUUGAAGAUAGCAAAUAGGACAAAUCAUAUCAGAUCGGUCUUACUAUUAUCAUAGCACUCUAUUCUCCCAAAUAAUGGUGAUGGCGCAAUUGUAUUCUAAAUUUAAAUAGUAGAGAGAAUAUCGAGUUGUUAUUAGUUCAUCGCGCUCAAUUCUUUAUAAUCGUAAAAUAAUUUUAUUCCUUUCCCUUCAAAUUUUCUUUUUCUAUCAUAAAUUUUUUUCUUCUUGUAAGUACAAAUAAUUUUUCUUUCUUUCUUUUAAUUUUCUUCUUCUUCCAAUUUUUUUUUAGUUCUUGUGUCACAUUUUGAUUGUUGAGAUAUAUCUUAAAAAUUUUUAACUUGUAUGUAAGAAUGUAUGUAAUUUUUGACAUGAGAAAUGAAUUUUUUAAAUAGAAUGUUUUUUAAGGAGAUAAUUCCUCUCAUAUGUGGGAACAUUAAUUUUUUUAUAUAUUUAGAGGGGUAAAAUUGUAAUGAACUUUCGUUAAAUAAGCAUUUAUCAAUAGGCAAUGGUAAAUAAUUGCAAAUUUUAUAUAUUGAAAUGUUCUUGCAAUUAGGGAAUGAAAGAUUUUUUUUUUCAAUUUUGUUCUAACAUAUGGGAGAGUUCUUCACAAUUUGUACUAAGGUGCACCCAAAAAAAUGAUAGCUUUAUUUCAAAUUUGCCUCUAUUUUUAAUUGAUUUAUUAGUGAGAAAAAAAUAAUCGUUUAUUCGACGAAAUAUAUUUAUAUAUGUAAACAUAUUUUAACUAUAUUUAAGAAUUGUAAAUUAUAAAUUGUGUGAGACGUUUGCGCUUCAUUAGAAGUUUUUUUCUAUUUACAAAGUAUUUUAUUUUUCUGUUAAAUUGGGCUUUCAAUGUUUGUUCUCGUUUUUAUAGUAUUUUCUACGCAAAAAGAAACUGUAAACAAAUUUUUUUAGA